Molecule: messenger RNA, 2186 nt
Organism: Fundulus heteroclitus (mummichog)
Lineage: Eukaryota; Metazoa; Chordata; Actinopteri; Cyprinodontiformes; Fundulidae
Product: adenosine kinase-like
Exons: 5
Coding region: 308-568 (86 amino acids)
Biological process (GO): purine ribonucleoside salvage
Cellular component (GO): cytosol; nucleus
Molecular function (GO): adenosine kinase activity
Source: RefSeq, a predicted model, not a curated record
UGCAACCUUUGAAGUGGAACCUGAUGUAAUUCAACCAGAGGCACAGAAACACUAGAACUUAGUCUUUAGCUCCGUUUUAAGACAGACAGUAGGUCCGCCAGCUCAAAGUGGGUUAUAAGGAUCCCUGUCAUGAAAUAAACUCCUAAUUUUUCCCUGUAUUGGUUUUAUGCAACUGGUCAAUUUGUUCAACGUCGUUUGAUGGGGAGGAAGCGGUAGCUUCUUGCAACUAUUCCCUGCCAGAGAAGAAAAGAAAGAGGCUGCAGGGAUCCCCUCGUCAACAGCAGACCCGUUGAACACCUCCGCAGAAAUGUCUACCGAAGAAACAAGCCCGUCGUCUUGGAAAAAGACGGCGUUAAGUGCUAACAUGCUCUUUGGGAUGGGAAAUCCCUUGCUGGACAUCUCAGCUGUCGUGGACAAAGACUUCCUUGACAAGUUUGGACUGAAGCCAAAUGACCAGAUCCUGGCUGAAGACAAGCACAAAGCCUUGUUUGCAGAAAUUGUCAAGAGAAACAAAGUUGAAUACCACGCCGGUGGCUCUACCCAGAACUCGGUGAAAAUCGCUCAGUGAAAACCGCAGGAAUUGCCCCCAGGCUGCGGAUCAACUCCCAUGUGAAAUUAGAUGGCAAAAGAGAUUUUUAUUGCCGGCCCUAGCAGACGAAGAAGGACCCCGUCAUGGCCCUUCUCCUCUCCGUGCCCCGAGAGAAGUGCUCAGUACACUAAAUUGGUCUCAUAACGGCAUAGCAGGCCCUAGUCAAAUGUUAUUCUACUCUGUUUAUUUGGAUAUUUACCCCCUUCUGAGUGAAGAUGUAGAGCCGAUUCUGAAAAGCUCCAGAUAACAAGAGUGUUUUUCGUCCCACACCCCGAAGUCUCAGAAGCUGUUUCUGUCAAUAUAUACCUUCAAGCGUUGACUUUUUCCACAUUUCACUUUGAGUUUAUAGUGUUCUUUUAUGAAAAAAAAUGUAUAAUGCAUAACCAGCUCCCGGAUUAUCACAUUGUAGCACCUGCAAUAUGUGAAACUUCAAACCCUCGCCGUAUUGUGGAAGCUGAACCUUCAAACACAAAUGAUAUGCACCGCAGCACUGAAUCCACAUCAAAGGGGCCCGGCGACUAAAUGAGAUGCUCGAUCCAGGGGCAGGUUUGCUCACCAUCGACUGCUGGAGGAGGGAGAGAAGUGUUCAGAGGCUUUGCACAGGAAUCGUUGUACACGCUGGGAAAAACCCAAGGUGUGGGAGGAUCAAUGCCUUCGCCUGUAGAACUCAUACUUCCCUUCAAAAACCCCAGCCAGCUCAUCCGAGGCUGUGAUAGGUUAAAUACUGCUGUUUCAUCCAAGUUAAGAUUUCAAGUCAAACCUGUGCCUCGGCUUUAGGAAAAUGCAGAAUCGAUGCUGAUUGAAUUUAGUUAAAUGAAAAUUGAAGUUUUCACAGCCCUUGAACUUCUACACCCUUCGUCACACACCAACCAUGAACUUUACUGUGUUUUACUGAGUAGAACCUCCUUUCGCUGCAAUCAAAACUCAGUCUUUUGGGGGGUAUGUCUUCAUCAGCUUUGCACAUCAAAAGAAUCGUGCCCAUUCUUCUUUGAAAAGCAGCAAAACAGCUAUUUCCAAUUCUUGCCACAGAUUCCCAGUUGGAUUAGCGUCUAAAAAUGGACUGAAUUAUUCCAAUAAAGGAAUACGUUAGGAUAAGUGUGGAGAAAAGAAAAUUGGAACAUAAAAGACGAAAAAAAGUCUGGAAGAUCAAGCAUUCUUUUCAUCAAAGAACAAAAAUCUAAUAAUGCUUGAUAAAUGCAGUUGUUGUUACAUGCAUUCAUAUUUAUAUGAUAUGAUAUGCUUUGCAUUUUAUUUUCCAUUUACACCUCCUUUUGAUCAUUUAAUCCAUUGAUGUUUUGGUUUUUGACUCUCAAACUGAAUGCACACACGUUAAAAAUGGAAAUAAAUGCCAAUUUUCCUUUUUUUUCUUCUCUCAAUUCAAAUUCAGGUUGAACCAGAACUAUGGAUCCUAAACAGGUUCUGGUUAAAACACCAAACACACUGCUAUGUAAUGGAACUUUUUUAACAUGCAAAAUAAAAGUGUCCAAGUUCAAAAACUCUGCUUGAAAUCAAAUUAAAAUAUAGAAGUCACAGAUGCUGAAAUUGAGUUCGGUUAAGUUAAAGUCCCCAAGAAGUUGUGAAAUAGGCUUUUACCACA